This is a messenger RNA of Culex quinquefasciatus (southern house mosquito), 4545 nucleotides long. RefSeq lists its product as uncharacterized. Bases 708 to 3746 code for a protein of 1012 amino acids. The record is from RefSeq and is a predicted model, not a curated record. NCBI's taxonomy places the organism in Eukaryota, Metazoa, Arthropoda, Insecta, Diptera, Culicidae. The transcript is spliced from 15 exons.
GAAAUGGCAUGAAUUUUGUUAUUACCGUCAGCCCGGGAACUUGUGAGUAAUUUUGAUAAGUUUCUAUGUAUGCUCAUAAGUUCUUUAAAAAAUACCUAGUAAUUUUGUUGAGUCGAGUUUCGAGACACCAUCAAUAAAACUAAAGCAAAGAUUUUUAGUAUCAAUUAGUUCGCAGCUCAACCUGAACACACGAUCCCACGUUCCAUAGCUUUGAAUGAACGCGUGCAGUGAGUGAGUGACUGGACGCGCGUGUGCGUUUGAAUGAAGGACACAAUAUCCGAAAAAUUAGGUUUAAUGUUUGUUUAUAGUUUUUCCUAAAAUAAACAGGAGUUGGUGCUAUUUUCGUGUUUGCUGGCUAAUGCUGUACAAUCCCGAAUGGUUUCUCUAUAGCUCUCUCAUAUACGCUACACUAGGAUUCUAGGCAAAAACUAAGCGCGCAUCACCACCAAGCAUCUCCACCCAUCGCCAUGCGAGUCAGUCGAGUUUAAGUUUGCGCCAAGUCUUCCGCAAAUACAAGAUCCUUCCGAGCGAAACCAUUCAAUUCAAUAAAUUUUAAGUUAAAAUAAAAAAAAAUACAUUCAUCAAAACCACCCAUAUAAAACGGCGUUUGUUGUGCCGUAUACUCUUCCUACUACUAAAACAAAAAUCCACCACCAAAUAAAAAAUACCAAUAUCACCACCAAAACCAUCGAAACCCAAACAAAACCAUGGCCGAAGAUCUAGCGGACCAAAUUGAUGAUUAUAUCUGUGUAUUUGAAGGAGCCGGUGAUCUAACGAUGGACACAUUCGUCAUGUUACUGUUCGCGUUGAUCGUAGUAGUGAUAGCGCUAGUUUUCCUCUCGAAGCUACUGUACGAUAAGUAUGUAAAGAAGGGCGGCUCCGUAACGGCGGAGGGAGGAGCCUCGACGACGAUAUCUUCGACCUCGGCCGGACUCGUGGCCGGCAGUUCGGCGCUGCUGCCGAGCAAGGAUGGCGCAGCCGUCGGUUUGCGACUGUCCGAGCCGAAGGAGGUGCUGGCAACGAAAAAGGAAGCUCUCCUUGCCCAAGCAAGGAAUGGUGGUGGCGCUCUGGGUGGUGGUGCCCGAGUUGGUGGUGGCCUGGGCGGCGGUGCUGCAUUUGGUCCCAAAGCCGGUGGUAUCGGCGGUGGAGGUGGUGGCGGAGCCGUUCUCCGGAAACGAAUCUCCCGCAAGAGUCCUGGUCCCGAGCUGACCCAGAAGAAGCGAACGAUCGUCCCUCCGUCCAACAUCAAUGGAUCGGAUAUUCAAUCGGUACAAUGGGCCAUCCACAUGUUCCGGUGGCUCUACUCUGAUCUGGUCGUUGUGAACAAGCUGCUGCAGGACUGGGUUGGUACCGUCAACACGGCGUUGCUAUCCUAUGUGGAACAGCACGAGAUGAUCGUCGAAGUGGUGCGGAUACUGCCGGAGAGUCUACCCCCGAACAUGCCGAGCAUCCUGUGCGAGCCGGCCGAGCAGCCGAACGAAGUGGAGCUCAUGUUCGACCUGGAGGCCACCCCAGUCCUGCAGAUCAAGGCGUUCAAAUCGACCAACCAGAAGACGGACGUCUCCCACUACAAGGCGACCGUGUCCCGGUUGAAGACCCGCAUGAGCCUGAUUAUCAACUUUUUCGCGCUCAAGGGUGAAAUGAAGGUGGAAGGCUUCCCGGAUAUCAAGAUCCACCUGAACAGCAUUGGCCCGCUUAAGACGGCCAACGCCCAGGACGAGAAGAAGCAGGGCGAUCUGAUCGUCGAGCUGCUCUCGUCCUCGAUCCGGGACGUCGUCUAUCCGAUCGACUUCUCCAUCUACUCGACCUGUCCGCGCCUGAUGGGCGAGGAGCCGGAGGAUGUGAUGCCGCUGGAUUACUCCGCGUACGGGCAAUACGAUACCUACCGUUCGUACCAGGACGAUUCGUUCGGCACUAGCGUGUCUGCUUCGCCAAGGAAGCUUCUAGUCAAGAUCAUCAAAGCUGAAGGACUUUUACAGUGUUCGAAACCGUUCUGCGUCGCCGAAAUGGACGAACCUGCUCAGAAGCACCAAUCUGCGUGCAAAAUGGGACCAAAUCCGUUCUGGGACGAUACUUUCCUCUUUGAUCUGUCCAACAAUUCUACCGAACUUCUGUUCGAAGUGUAUGACUCUGUAGCAGUAGGUAAUGACCAUGACAAUGAAGAUGAUGAUGAUGUGAAUGCCGUGUUGAAUGUUGACCCCUUGUUGCUAGUAGACCAAUCCGCCGCCAAAGUCGACGGGGGUGGUGACGUUGACGUCGAAGCUGUCACCCCCUCGGCUCCGUCGUCUUCGCUAGAUGUUGUUGUUGAGAGUGCCGAUAAGAUUGUUGCGUUGCAUGACGAUAAUACUACCCCUACUAACAACAGUAAUGACCCGCCGCCGCAACAGCAGUGUGUUGACGUUGAACCUUCUUCUAACCUUGACAAACAACCCACUAACGACAGCAGUAGUGUGCCCGAUCAGGUCCGAGACGACGAACCCUCCCAAGUCGGGGGUGACGACGAUCAGCCGGAGAAAGCGCCCGCUGAAUCCGAUGAGGUUGAUUCAGCCGCGCCCGUUACAAAAACUAAAAACAAGUGUAAUUUCCAGAAGUUCUUGGGACUGGGUCUGGUCGGUAUCGAUGAGCUGUCGAACGGUCCGGCUUCGACCCAAGUCCUCGAGCUGCAGCCCAGGCCAUACGAGACGGAAAACAUCAGCGGUACAUUGACGGUUGAGUUUGUGUUCAUCGACGCUCCUCCUGCACCGGCUCCUCGACGACAGCACAUGCAGCAAUCCUUCCGAGCCGGUGAGGACGCGUUAAGCACAAGCACUCCGAAAUCCACCCUGGCAGGACACCCGACCGCCCAAGGAAUUGGCGCCAGCGGAAAGCAACUCCAGAUCGCAUCGGCACCGACUUCCCCAGCCAAGAGUGGCCUCUCCAGCAGCGUCAGCUUUGCCGAUCGCAACCAGCGCUUCCAAGCGGCCAACACGAACCGGCUGAACAACUCCUUCCUGAAGCCCCCUUCGGUGUCCGACUACGGCUUGAAUGGCACCCGGCAGCAGUCCGAAUCGACGCCCGUUUCCCCGGCGCUCUCGUCCGCUUCGCAGCAAAGCUACACCGGCCAACUUAGCGCCAGCGCCCCGGAAAGCGUCAGCAAGCUGGAGAAGAAACCGCGCAACAUCUUCGGCACGCUGCGCAACAAGCUGACCCUCUCGAAGAAGUCCAAAUCGAUGGACUGCCCCGAGUACGGUGGACCGACCUACCCGGGCCAGAUUCACAGCGCGUCGUCCACGCUGAGUCGUGGCUCGUCGAUGGACCAGCGUUCCAACAUCUUCCCCAACAUAAAGAAUCUCUCGCGGAAAUCUUCCAUCUCUGAAUCGUCGGCCGUUUCGGGCAUUUCGAACGCCAGCGGCCGCACCUACGUCCACGAAGAGUCUACGCUGCUGCUGGAGACGACGGAGAACAACGUAGUGCGACACUACCUGGUCCCGAUCGAGGUCGCCGUGAGGCAAAAGUCGUGGAAGCGCAAGGGCACCAAGCUGCACGUGUACAACGAUCACACCUUCAUUGCGAAACACAUCAGGGGCGGCAUCCUGUGCCACGUGUGCCACCGUAGCAUCCUGCGUCGCCCCGGCAAGCAGGGUUACGAGUGCCGUGACUGCCUCAUCCAGUGCCACAAACCGUGCCACGUGCGAGCACCACAAGCCUGCCCGAAUCCGAAGAUCCUGUCGAUGCAACUGUUAAAAUGGCCGUUCCCCUUGAACUGAUAGAUCGGACAGCUUGAGACAGUCGCGUACGAGAGCGAGCAUUUAGGAACCAGGGGGUGAAUAACACCAGGAAACCAAAAAAAGAAACAAUCGAACAAAUCAGAAACGUCGUUACCAUACGCCAAGGUAAAUUACUCGAAUUAGUAUCACAGAAUGCCAACCUUAGCCAACCCAGCCAGAAUUGUGAGGGGUGGGGUCAAAUCCGAAUUUCUACAAAACGGUCAUGGUUACAGCCUGUAAGUUUACAAAAAAAAAACUCGCUUAAAGUCACUAAAAUUUAUGACCAAAUUUUUGCCACACAAUUGUGUCGUCCAUGUCCAUGCCUUUCGAAAAUCUAUUGUGUUACAAGUGCGUUCUGUAAGUAUGAGCUUAAUAAGUCGUAUUACUGAUGAUACAAAAAAGAGGAGCGCAUCAAACAAAUCUCCACUUUCUACAAAAUAGGUUGUGAGACAAAACCUAGCACAAAACACACACAUGUUACAUACACCACUGUUAAAGUCUUUUUAAAUAUUAAAAAAAUAUAUAUUAUACGAAUACAAAGCUUUAUCUGUGUCGCGCCGUUUCUUCUACACUAAUUGAAUCUUUUAACUAUUUAUUGAAAAACACACAGUCACACAAGUCUAUUGUUGCGAAAUGAUUAUUCUAACGUAUUCUAACUGUUCGGGACUAAGGAUGCCUUCGGCGCGAGUGAAACAAACUAAGAGUUAGGGAAUUAUUGAAGAGGGGGAGAAACCAAGUCAGGUUCGAGUUUUGACUUAUUUUUUCAGGAAUAAAGUGCAAUUGGUAAAGUUAUGAAAGA